GUCGCAACCAAACUCCAAUCAGUGAUCAGAUCCGUAAAUAAAACACACGUGCGUUGGUCUCCUUGAUCAAAAUGUUUCAUAGUUUAUAAAAAAAUACUUGAAUUCAGAAAUUAGGAAUUCUUUCAAAAUUUCGUUAACAGUACACAAUUAUGGCAGCAACAACCAGCGAAAGUGAGGACAAUAUGGAGAUGCUUCAAUCGCCGCCCAAGCUUGGACUGUGCGAAAUUUGUAAUGCGAUUUUGGCAAAGUACACCUGUCCGAAGUGUGAAGUCAAAUCCUGCUGCUUGAAAUGCGUCAACAUCCACAAGAAGGAAUUGAACUGCGAUGGCAUUCGGGACAGGACCAAGUACAUUCCCUUGAAGAAGAUGACAAAGAUGGAGAUGAUGAGCGAUUACUACUUCCUGGAGGAAUGCACCCGGUUUGUGGAUGACCGGAAGCGGGACAAAAUCAAACGAUACACGCGAUACAACAAAAGCCUACCGCCGUCGUUGUUCCGAUUGAGAUGCGCAGCGCGGGAGCGCGGGACGACGUUAAAAUUUCUGUUGCAAAAUUUUACGAAGCACCAGAAAAAUACGAGCCAGCUGAAUUUCAAAACCUCGGUCAUUCACUGGCGCGUAGAGUGGUGCUUUCCGAAUGCGGAAGGACUGAUGUUCGUGGAUGAGCGAUGCGAUGAAAACCAAUCCUUGUUUGAUUUGUUGAGCAAGUACUUGGAAGCGGGGAAUGGAGAGGACUUUACCGGAAAGAACAAGCUCGAGUUUUACCAGUCCCGUGGAUUGAGCCGGGUCCGAGUGCUGUUGAAAGCGGAAGGUGUGAAACGUUGCAAGAAUCGGUUCUUCGAACUGAAACCGAAGAAAUCACUCAAGGAAAAUUUGAAGGGUAAGACCAUCGUGGAGUACCCUGUAGUUUACAUUAUUUUCAAGGAAGCAUCCGAUGGUUUCGAUGUGAUUGAAUCUGACGAAGAUGUUGAAGCAGAAACGAGACUGUAUCAAAAGUAUCUGGACAAUCAGUUCGGGUGGAACAGAACACACGUCCAGCAGGAAACCUCGGACCAGAGGGACAAGGAAUCGAAGGUGCUGGACGGAAUUGACAGGCUGGAAAUCGCGAAGAAGCGCGAAGAUCGCAAGAAGAAGAGGGAGGCGGCCAACGUUGAGCCGGCAAAUUACCUGUUCAGCGAUGAGAACAUUUGGAACCAGUAUUCGUCCGAUUCGGACGGACAGGUAACGGAAGAGGAAUCGGAUACCGAAGAAAAGUUCUCACCAAAGCGGAUUAAGACGGAGCAAGAGUAGUUAGGGUUGUGAGAGUGCCUAGCAAGUAGGAUUUUUUUCCUUUAAUUAUUGUUGAAUUUUUGAAUUGUUUGAUGUCACGAAUGGUAUACCGAUAGAAGGUAUAGAGUUGA
This is a messenger RNA of Ochlerotatus camptorhynchus, 1396 nucleotides long. Its product is annotated as box C/D snoRNA protein 1. The record is from RefSeq and is a predicted model, not a curated record. Gene Ontology annotation, cellular component: nucleus; pre-snoRNP complex. Gene Ontology annotation, biological process: box C/D snoRNP assembly; snoRNA localization; maturation of LSU-rRNA from tricistronic rRNA transcript (SSU-rRNA, 5.8S rRNA, LSU-rRNA). NCBI's taxonomy places the organism in Eukaryota, Metazoa, Arthropoda, Insecta, Diptera, Culicidae. The coding region runs from base 150 to 1286 and encodes 378 amino acids. The transcript is spliced from 2 exons.